This is a messenger RNA of Hyalella azteca, 1286 nucleotides long. RefSeq names its product glycoprotein 3-alpha-L-fucosyltransferase A. The transcript is spliced from 7 exons. The record is from RefSeq and is a predicted model, not a curated record. Gene Ontology annotation, cellular component: membrane. NCBI's taxonomy places the organism in Eukaryota, Metazoa, Arthropoda, Malacostraca, Amphipoda, Hyalellidae. The coding region runs from base 160 to 996 and encodes 278 amino acids. Gene Ontology annotation, molecular function: alpha-(1->3)-fucosyltransferase activity.
UGUCCUGUGAAAAAUUGUCAUAUCACAGCGAAAAAAACUCUUGUAAGACCUGACGAAGUUAACGCCAACAUCUUGGAUCAUUGGUGGCUGCGUGAAGAGAACGUAUACGUGGGAGCAAAUCCCAUUUUGCCUGAAAGAGAAAGGUACCCGUAUGCAAAGAUGGUCCUGCAGUCUUACGAAGCUCCGAGCCUUUACCCGGCUAAUGACUUUGCACGCUACGACGGCCUUAUCGACUACACAAUGGGCUACAGACUAGACUCGGAUAUCGUUAGAACAUCUGGAGCUGUUCACUUCAAACUUAACUCUGAGAAACUGAAGAACGAUGUUCUUCAAAACCCUAACCCUCAUCCAAUGAAGAAGAGGAGGAUGGCUGCCUGGUUUGUGUCCAACUGCAAGCACGCUUCCAGCAAUCGAAUGGAGCUGACGAAGGUUCUGCAGCAGCACGGCUUGCAGGUCGACAUAUACGGCGCAUGUGGUAGCCUGCAGUGCGGGACCAAGCGCACUGAAGAAUGUUAUAAGAUGGUAGAGCAGGAGUACAAGUUCUACUUAUCCUUCGAAAACUCCCUCUGCAAUCACUAUGUCACGGAAAAAUUCUUCACUUUAUUACGAUACGACGUCGUGCCAGUGACGUACGGUCUUGGCCAAGAGUUGACGGGGGCGCCGAAGGACGCCUACAUCGACGUCUUCGACUUCCCCGACGUCCAGACGUUGGCCGCCUACCUCCUCUACCUCGACUCCAACGCUACCGCCUACAAUGAAUACUUCAGGUGGAAGCAGUUCUAUGAAGUUAAAAAAAUCUUGGGAGAAAGCAGAGUGUGUUGCAAGUUGUGCGAAAUUCUGGUGCGCGGCAUCGAACCCCAACGUCAAUAUACGAACGUGCAAGCCUGGCUCAGCAACGGGCAGUGGAUCAACGCUACAGAGAACGAAGAACUGAGCCACUUUAUCAACGGAAGCCCCUACUUAGCUUCGCAGGCCCUAUUGCAACCAAAACUAUGAUGAAGUUAAUAGGGUGGAUAUAUAUUCACAUAUAAAUUAUUAAUAUAUAUAAAUUAUAUAUUAAUAAUAUUUCUACACUUAAACAUCUUCCAAUUUAGGCAAUGAGAUUCCAGUCAACUUUGACUGUAUAUAUAUCGUGCCGAAAUCGUGGAAUUGCCGAUUCUAUGGAAUCGCCAGCCAGUUUGCCGAUUAUGUAGAGUUAGCAUUUCGUUGCUGAUUUCGAGGUGUAACGUUUUAAAAACGUUGCGUUUCUAUACUAUAGGAAUCUGGGGUGAUGACAGUCAGCAAAG